This is a messenger RNA of Rana temporaria (common frog), 1927 nucleotides long. RefSeq lists its product as uncharacterized. The transcript is spliced from 11 exons. The coding region runs from base 112 to 1773 and encodes 553 amino acids. NCBI's taxonomy places the organism in Eukaryota, Metazoa, Chordata, Amphibia, Anura, Ranidae. The record is from RefSeq and is a predicted model, not a curated record.
UUAUGUUCCAAGGGAAACUAAAUUGUUUUUUUCACAUUGUUCCCAAAUCUCUGAGAUGUAAUUCAUUCUUCUAAUCACUUUACAGCUCUUUGUAAGAAGCCGGAGGACGGAAUGGUGAUGAUGGAUCCAGAGAAGACAUAUUAUAAUAUUGGAGAUACAGUGACAGUAACAUGUCCGGAAGGAUAUCUCCCUUCCUAUCCCUCUGCACAAUGUGUGAAUGUAAGGUUCUACAUUGAGUGGAAUAAUCCUCCACAAUGUUUAGCUCUUUGUAAGAAGCCGAAGGACAGCAUGGUGAUGAUGGAUCCAGAGAAGACAUUUUAUGAUAUUGGAGAUACAGUGACAGUAAAAUGUCCGGUUGGAUCUCGGAAUUCUUAUCCCUCUGUACAAUGUGUGGAGAGUGUUGGCUCCAUUGAGUGGAAUAAUCCUCCACAAUGUUUAGGUUACUGUAAAAAGCCGACCCUUGGAAAUGUGUCCAGUUUUUAUGUAAAUAAGAGGCACUAUAAUAAGGGAGAAUGGAUCGCAGUACAAUGUAAACUUGGAUAUUCUCCAACAUCUGAAACAAUGAGAUGUGACAACCCCCGCUCCUCCCAGGAGUGGACUCCUCCCACUAGUAGCUGUUUAGCUCAGUGUAAAAAGCCGACCAUAGAGAAUGUGAACAGUCUCAUUAUGGACAAGGAGUAUUAUAAGAAGGGAGACAGGAUAAUAAUACGGUGCAAUGAUGGAUAUUAUCCCACAUCCAGCACAAUGAGAUGUAAAAACCCCCACGCCUCCCUGGAAUGGUCUCCUUCCACUGUUACCUGUAUAGGAGUCACCUUUACGGAUUGGAAAGUCACCUCAAUCGGUAUCAGCUUCCAGUUCUCCUGCACUCCUCAAUGUCCCGAUACCUGGAGAUUUGAUGUACAGUUGUGUCCGAAGACAGAUUAUUUUUAUUAUGGUGGAUCAUGUAAAGAUUUGACUGGUAAAGGUGGGACAUUCACCGAUCUAAAGCCAUCCUCUAGAUAUAAUAUACAAACCAAACUUCAUACAGAGCGGGAACAAUUCAACCUGGUGGACAAGUUUAUCUGGACGGACGACUCAGUUACAAGUCAGCCUGAAAUACUGAAAGUUCCAUCAAUGGAAGAUAACACAAUUAUAUGGAGAUUGUCUGAGGAAUGGGGAAAUAUUAUCGGGUUCCAGAUGAAUAUCUCAGCCUCGAGGGAUUACAACGUGUCCUUUGCUGUGGAUGAGUCUCUCCAGUUUCCACCCAAUGUGACAGAAUAUAAAAUCCCCCUCCAGUAUGGGACUAACUACACCAUCGCCCUCCGAGGACUCACAACAUCUGGGGCUAAGGAGGUUACAACUGAGAACAUUGAGAUUGAUAUUGGAGAUCCUCCUCUCCACAUGGAGAAGACCUUACAUGAUGACACUUUGCAGCUCUACCCAGUUCCUAAUCUGAAUGGGCCAAUCAGAUCUUAUGAAAUAAUUGUCUUUGGCGGUCAGGAAGACAAUUCAAUAAAGGAGUGUCUGACUUUCAAAACCACCCCGUACAAUUUCACCUGGUCUCCGACCCGUUAUACUGCGGCUGUCCUUCCUGCAGAGAACCUCACCGAACCCAGAACCUUCACCCUGGGGGAUAACCACCAUUAUAAUGGGUUCCACAAUGCUCCUCUUAUCCCCAACGCCAACUAUACCGUCUACAUUCGGGUCACCAGUCGCUGGAAACACGUGGAGACGUCAUCGUGUGCUUUUGCUGGAGUCAUUAAAGGUGUGACCUGCAGCUCCUUGAUUCCGUAAGUAUAAAGAUCUGCACUUCUGACACCAAAAAUACUUUACUGAUGGAAGCCAGCUCUCCGAUGUUCUGUGAUGUUCUGUACAAGGGUUACUUGUAUUUCUUCUAUAUCCCCAAAAUAUUUUAGAGUCAAAUAUGUGUUUAUUGCUUUUCAACAUA